This is a messenger RNA of Perognathus longimembris pacificus (Pacific pocket mouse), 270 nucleotides long. RefSeq names its product mitochondrial import inner membrane translocase subunit Tim8 B-like. The record is from RefSeq and is a predicted model, not a curated record. NCBI's taxonomy places the organism in Eukaryota, Metazoa, Chordata, Mammalia, Rodentia, Heteromyidae. The transcript has a single exon. The coding region runs from base 22 to 270 and encodes 82 amino acids.
CCUGAACUCUCUCCGCCGACCAUGGCAGAGCUGGGUGAGGCAGACAAAGCGGAGCUGCAGCUCUUGGUGGUGGCCCAACAGCAGAAAGCACAGUUCACUGCACAGGUACAUCACUUCAUGGAGCUAUGUUGGGAUAAAAGUGUGGAAAAGCCAGGGAAUCGCCUAGACUCUCACACUGAAAACUAUCUCUCUAGCUGUGUGGACCGUUUCAUUGACACAACUCUUGCCAUCACCAAUCGGUUUGCCCAGAUGGUACUGAAAGGACAGUAG